AGCACAGCCUGGAAGAGUCAAUAACCCGCUGGUCUGGUCGUAUUAGGAGACCUCAUAACGAUCUGUUCCGCGUCGACGUCCCCCCCCGAGAAUCACUUCGGUCCAGCACCCAUUCACUCACGAGGUCGCACGACAAACACCUUUCCUCGUUCCCCUUUCUCGCAGCCCGGUCCUGCAAAGCGAUCAGCCGGCAACUCGACAACGACACAAUGCAGCAAGGAGAUCAAAGAGGACCUCCUAGAAGAGCCCAGACUGUCAGUCCUUCUGGUUUCAAUGCCGAGGACCAUCAUCGAGGAGUUCGACAUGCUCAAUCGAGUCAUUCACUGGGAAAUCCCGGAGAAGCUGUCCCGCUAGCCCCUCCCAUCGACUCUUACCCUCUGCCCGGGGCCGCCGAAUACCGUCGAUCACCUCCUUCGUCUUUUUACCAUGCUCAAGGACAAGCACCUCCAACAGGCUCACACCCACCCCAGCCUCAACGCGGAUAUUCUUCCUACUCGCAACACUCGCAAACACAAUCGCAAUACGGAGGGGAAGAUCAGGGAAGGCCUUUAUCGGAUGAUGUCGGAGCUGGGUUUGAUAGGCUCAGUAUUACGAGUCAUGAUCAGGUCAACAAUGGUAAUGGCGGUCAGGCCUAUCCGCUAUACAGACAGCCGAGUAGCAUGUCCAAUAGUUCAGGUUACGCUAGGUCUAACAGCGCCGGACCGGGAUAUCAGCCGCAACAACAGGCACAAGGAGGUUACCCAGCGAGCGUGUACAGUGUGGAUAGAGGCUAUACGCCGGGAAUGGACCCGGUCUACGAGUCGGAACCGGGGAGGCGAGGGAGUCAAGAAGAUGGAAACGGAAUGGGAAUGGGACCAGGGAUGGGACCAGGGAUGGGACCAGGUAUGGGAUUCACCCCGGCCAACCCUUACCUGGCCGCUAGCGAUCAUCUCGGUCUAGCCCCACCUCCCUCUGGACCUGGGCCUAGUCGAGCGCGUACUCUGCGUAACGUCUCUUCCACAUCCGACGUCUCCACCCUCCAUCGUACGCCGACGACCUCGAUCGGAUCGAGCAAGGCUAAACGUAAAGGCAUCUCCGCCGCCAUCGACGUGACGAAACCUCCUUAUACCAAGGAAUUCGUCGACGAUUAUCGGGCGAGGAUGAAGAUGGACCCCGAUCCCGAGGCACAGUUCGCCUUUGCCAGGUACCUAAUUGAAGCAGCCAGGAAGAUCGGGGAGGACAUGUCGGCGACAGAUCCGAGGGCGGGGAAGAGGUAUCGGGAUGGCCUGCUAGCGGAGAGCUUGAAGAACCUGAAAAGGCUCGCCGCGGAAGGUGGAGCUGGCAAGGGAGAAGGAGGGUACCCAGAAGCGCAGUUCUUCUUGGCCAACAUGUUUGGUACGGGCCAGUUGGGCUUGCAGGUGGAUCAUGAAAAGGCUUAUCAGCUCUACAUGCAAGCUUCCAAGGCCAACCAUCCUGCGGCGACUUACAGGACGGCGGUAUGUAACGAGCUUGGGGCAGGGACGAGGAAAGAGAUGAAUAGGGCGGUAUUGUUCUACCGCAAGGCGGCGGCUUUGAAGGAUACGGCGGCCAUGUACAAGUUGGCCAUGAUCCUUCUCAUGGGGUCGAUGGGACAAGCUAGGAAUCCCAACGAAGGGGUUGUGUGGUUACGAAGAGCGGCUUCUCAGGCGGACGAAGACAACCCGCAUGCGCUGCACGAACUUGCGAUGAUCUAUGAGGAUCCGCGAGCGUUGAAGCUUCCCCCGAACAUUUGCCCUCCUUCUAUCGAGGCCGCAAGGGAACACUAUACCGAGGCCGCACAACUCGGGUAUGCACCGUCCAUGUACAAGCUGGGCGUGGCGUACGAACACGGUCACCUAGGCUGUCCGGUGGAUCCAAGACGUUCUAUCGCCUGGUUGAGCCGGGCCGCGGAGAAGGGGGAUCCCGAGGCGGCUUUGGCGUUGAGCGGGUGGUUCUUGACGGGUGCAGAGGGAGUGUUGAAGCAGGACGAUCAGGAGGCGUUUCUCUGGGCUAGGAAGGCUGCGAAUAAGGGCUUGCCAAAGGCCGAAUUCGCAUUGGGUCAUUACAUUGAAGCUGGGAUUGGCGUACCUCAAAAUUUGGAGAUGGCUAAACAUUGGUAUCAGCGUGCUGCCACGAGCGGUUCGGAACAAGCGAAGAAACGGAUAGAAGACUUGGCUAAACGUAAACGACCUGCAGGACGACCUUCGCGGCAAGAGGCCAAGGCGGAAGGGUGUGUGAUUGCCUAGAAAACCCUACACGGGAAUGUAGAGACGUAACCGAGCAAUGAACGAUAUAAUACAACGGCAUCGAACGGAGCCGAUCGCGGUCAAUACACUAGCACCAAAGAGUACAAGUCGAUGCCGAGCCCCUACAUGAUCAAGCAGAUUGGCUCAAUCUCCUCUGGCUUGGGUUGGCCAGGCGGAGGAGGAGGUUCUUGCAUCGAUACUGGGGUUACGAGGCCGCUAGGGAUAAGGAGAAUGAUAACAAAGGAGGGAAUGGUUGGUUUCAUAGAUAGAGGCGGAAAUGAGUCUGAGCCGAGACUCGGCGUCGACCGUAGUAUCGCAUGGGAGCCGGUGAACGGGUGACGACAUGAUGUAGGAUGCGGUCGGUGUACUACUUGUGACAUCUCCAAAUCUAGACGACGAGAUACGGCUUUA
Messenger RNA from Filobasidium floriforme, 2654 nucleotides. RefSeq names its product putative activator of Chs3p. The record is from RefSeq and is a predicted model, not a curated record. Lineage: Eukaryota; Fungi; Basidiomycota; Tremellomycetes; Filobasidiales; Filobasidiaceae. The coding region runs from base 210 to 2243 and encodes 677 amino acids. The transcript is spliced from 4 exons. Gene Ontology annotation, molecular function: protein binding.